CCGUCAUCCUAAACUAGACCUCUUUUUUCAAAGAGGAGGCAGGGGCAGAGGGAAAACUACUAGAAAUAAACAGGAGCAUUUUGCAGGACAAUGUGACUUGGCUCCCUCUUCAACUUUGUGGGUCUUCCCAUUCGGCUUCUGAGACUAUGCAUGAUGAACCUAAGUUAAAUAGGCAGCACCACUUUUGGCAAGGAAAAGAAAAAUCACAUCGUCUGAUGGGCAAGUGUACCCAGGUUGCAGCCAUCUCUGCUUUAGCAUGUCUGAUUCAGAUUCCUCAGGUGAAACUGCAAGAGAGUUGUACAAACAAUGAUCCCUGUUCCAACACAAACUGGCUCCAUCUCUGGUACAUCUGGCUUGUGGUUGCCAUUGGUGGGCUCCUCCUCCUCUGUGCUGUUGUCUCUGUUUGUGUGAGAUGCUGCUGCCUUAAUUGCCAUCCAGGGGAAGAUGCCAGUCCUCAGCCAUAUGAGGUUACAGUUAUUGCUUUUGAUCAUGACAGCACCCUUCAAAGCACCAUCACUUCCCUCCAUUCCAUGUUUGGCCCAGCUGCUAGGAGAAUACUAGCAGUAGCUCAUUCCCACAGUGCAGUGCCAGCAGUGCACCACCUUGCCCGAACAGAGACUCCCCCAAUUUAUGAAGAAGCCAUACACAUGAACAGAUUCACAGUGGCUCGAAGUGGAGAAAAAUCCCCAGAGUUGGAGCUGGUGCCAGAGGAGAAACGGACAAUAGGUACUGAGAAAGAAGUCCAGGAAGCAUGUUCCACAGGCAGCCAAGGCUCCUAAGUCACAUUACCAGCAAGUUCUGCAAAGAAUGGAUAGCUUCACACAGAUAUAUAAAUGUAUACUGCUGGGUUGAUAUUCUUCUUCAGUUUAUAGCAUACAACAUGCUGCAUGCUACAAAUAUAUUUGUAACAUGCAUCAAGGAACAAGUUCACAGAGAUUUAAAACAGAUGUUUAUUAAGUCUGCAUUUUUCUUCUAGAUCUACUUCUUUCAUCCCUAAAAGAUAUUUUAGAGUGCAUCAUUCCCUUUCCAAAGCACCUGUAUGGUCAUCACAACAGUUCCCUUGCAAUGUUUUCACUCGUCUUUGAAAGAUAUGUCCAUUCAGAUUAGUGGGCUUCCCACAAAUAAAACCACAAAGAUUUGAACUCAUAACUGUUGAAUAGCUAAUAUGUUAACCAUUUAUAAUCAAGUUUCUAGUCAUGUUUUCCAUUCCUUGCAGUCAGGCUCAAAUUCUUAAGUGACUGAAACUUUGUAUUAUUAUUUUUGAAUCCUAUGAAGUGAGAUCCACUAUUUAAGGAUAUUGAAUUACCUCUGGGAGCCAAAUUCCAACCCAGAAUCUUCAUAAACAUAUAUUUUAGGUGGGACAGAGUAAUUUCUAGGCCUGAUUCAUUGUCCACCCAUUUAUUACAAGUUCUGAAUCUCCUCUCAAAACAACAUACUGGAGCCUGUUACCAUACCAUUUAUUUCUUUAUUAAGCCACUUCAAUCAAAAAAAAAAAAUCUAAGUGGCUUACAAAAACUAAAUUCACAAUAAUAAAUCAAUAAAAAAUUACAAAAAUAUAAAUCCAUGCAUCCAUAUAUCAAAAAUACAACAACCAUAAUAUUUAUGAAGCUAUGAAUCCUUUAUUAAUGGGUGCAUUACACUACAAAUAUUUCCUUUUUAUGGGGGUUAUGAUUAAAUGUUUGGGUUAAAUGUUAAGGCUAUUAAGUGCUAUGAUUGUUUGUCUCUCUUUCUAUGCCUGAGGAAAUGGAAAGAAGGUGAAUGCUGAAUUGCCAAUGACUCCUAUACAUUUUUAAUCCUAUCUCUAUUUCCCAGAGAAUAAACAAAUCUAGAAUAAUUCUGCUCUUGAUUCAGGCCUUAUGACAUGGUUAGGAAUAUUUGGAGAGUCAGGAAGGAGACUCACUCAAUUGCACUAAAAAUACUUUCAACAGGUUAAAUGCAAUCCAGGUGAGUAUCACAAUAUACUUUUAUCUUCUUUCAUGAAACUCCCUGUUGGGACAACUGUGCUAGCUAAAGUUUAUGUGAACAGAAGCCCAAUAUAUCUGGAGAGCACUAGCUUGGAGAAGGCAGAAGUAAUUCAAAAUACAAAAUAUCAGUAGAAAGGAACACAUUUCAUUUAUAUAAAAAUCUGUUAAUAUUUAUGGAAACAGAUGUUAUCAGUAACAGUAAAUCAAUAUUUUUUCUGCUUCUAUUAAUGUUUGAUCUGCUUAUCACUGCACAUUACUGGGUAUUGAUAUUUCUGAGAAAUAUCUUAGUUUUAAUAAAUCUAUAUGGCCUAAAGAGUUGAAAAUACAGUUUCAAAGGUCAGUCUGGAUACAUCCUUCAUCCUUUAUUCAAAUGAGCUUGAACUUACUUAUCUGCUGAGGAGAAGGAAGCUUACAAAUGAUAGAUUCAGAGACACAGAAAUCCAAGAACGGAAACAAACCUUUCCAGUUUCAGUUAACCAUUGCUCAGAUGUUAUAUUUUGCACUGAUAUGAAUUUAACUAGGCACUAGAUGUCAGGCAUGUUACACUUAAGGUGGACCACUUAAUGGAGUCUUUGUGCAGGUUUUGGUUGUGUUAGGCUUGUAGCUUGCUGACAGCAUUUUUUGUUAGUUGAUAGAGGUAGCAUAAGCAAGCUGUAAUAAAAGUUUUUGAUGUGAUUUGCAGUGCCACAGAGAUAGGCUGGCACUGAGAAAGUGGCAUUUGUAGACUUACUUCCCCCAAUAUUAAAAACAGUAAAGAUUUGGACCAGCCUCUGUGAGUAUACUCUUGAAGGAAUAAUACAUUCCUAUCUGGGAUGGUCAUCCUCUUGCACUGAGCACACAGCUUCAGGCAGGACACACAUGGAGCAGUGAGAGAAAAAGAAGACACCAACCAGAUCACCCUCACAUCCAGUGCCUGCAAGUGUGAGCCUGGUUCUCUUUUAUUAAUUGUCAAGAGUCUUCAACCUGAGCUAGAGGCAGUUUGUGACAUUCCAGACACUGUCUGGCCCUGAAACAGGUUUAUUUCAUCUGGAACUAUGGAUGUAGUGAAUUAUUUUUGGUUCAAAAGAUUAACUUCCAGAAAACUGUCAGACAGAUGUGGACUAGAGAAGAAAAAGAAUAUUCUGAAGUUCUCUGGGACUCUUUUCUGGAAUAAUAGAUUUUCCACAUAUUUACUACAAUAUAAUUCAAAGCCACCCACACUACACAGAAGGAAGUUUCGAUCUGUAAAUGUGCUCUGAUCUGACUGAUGCUUCUUUAAAUUGAAAUACCUCUUCAAACUUUGCACAUCUGUAAAAGAUAAAACAAAACAUUUUUUAAAAAUGUUAAAUAAAACUGUCAAUAGUAAAACAAAAUGUUACAAAUAAAAGAAAUGUACUGUAUUUAGAUACAGCUGCAGGAGAGAUCAAGGUGAUGCAAAUGAUGACACUGUCACAAUGCCAAGCUCCACCCUUUCGUACAAAUGUUGUGACACUGAAUGCAUGUAGGAAAGGGCAGGAGCUUACACAAUGUGAUGGGGCAACCUUAUUUUCACAGUUUUGGCAAAAUCCUCCAAUCCUUUGGACAUCUCCAAAUGAAUGUAUUUGGGGUAUGAGGCAGAGGUUAAGACUCUAGGUGCAAGACUCUAAACAUAGAUUUGAAACUAGAUGUUUGCAUUUCUGUACUGGAAAUUUUAUUGCAUCUAGCAGAAAG
Messenger RNA from Python bivittatus (Burmese python), 3653 nucleotides. RefSeq names its product transmembrane protein 52B (gene TMEM52B). The record is from RefSeq and is a predicted model, not a curated record. NCBI's taxonomy places the organism in Eukaryota, Metazoa, Chordata, Lepidosauria, Squamata, Pythonidae.